UCGCAGUGCGCCAAACCCAAAGGACACACUACCGUGUAGUAAAAGGACUUUUUGCCGCCCUCCAAAUAGUGAACAUGAAGCUGCUGAUUGCGAUCUUCGCCUCCCUUGCCGUACUUUGCUUGGCUCGACCACAGGGUGAUGUGGAACUGGUGCAGUUCACCAACGACAAUAACGUCGAUGGAAGCUACCAAUUUGCUUAUGAGCAGAGUGAUGGCCAGAAGCGGGAAGAAAAGGGAGAACUGAAGCCGGUCGAUGGAGCAGAGGAACCUGCGCUUUCCGUUUCCGGUUCGUACGAGUACACUGACCCCAACGGCCAGCGAUAUCGCGUAGACUACGUUGCGGACGAGAAGGGCUACCGCCCCACGGUGACGAAGCUGUAAGUGGAUUGAAGAGUAUUUAAAUCGACUUCAAUGUGGGGCAAAAAACUGUAAAA
Anopheles coustani is the source of this 433-nucleotide messenger RNA. RefSeq names its product endocuticle structural glycoprotein ABD-5-like. The transcript is spliced from 3 exons. Gene Ontology annotation, cellular component: chitin-based extracellular matrix. Lineage: Eukaryota; Metazoa; Arthropoda; Insecta; Diptera; Culicidae. Bases 75 to 380 code for a protein of 101 amino acids. Gene Ontology annotation, molecular function: structural constituent of chitin-based larval cuticle. The record is from RefSeq and is a predicted model, not a curated record.